This is a messenger RNA of Lactuca saligna, 224 nucleotides long. The record is from the annotation of a GenBank genome assembly. Lineage: Eukaryota; Viridiplantae; Streptophyta; Magnoliopsida; Asterales; Asteraceae.
GUUUUUUACUGUGAACAUGUGGUACUUUCUCAAUGGGUGUUUGAAUGUUAAUUUCACAUAUGACCGAGGAGUUGACACGUGGCAACAUAGGGAAAGGUGUGAUAGAUAUCUUUCAUGAUGUGGCGAGAUGUGAGUUGACUUCUUUAUGCAUCAGUCUUUGCAUUAUGUUGCUACCAUUGCUGUUGGUAUCAUGGUUUUUCCAUCUUGAGGAUUGCAUCUACAUG